UUGCAAGAGAGAGAGAGAGAUGGAGCCCAACAGAAGGAAGAAGACGGAGAAGAGCAAGUGGACAGCAAUUAAUAACGAAGAGGAGAAGAAGGUUGAAGAGCUACUUCAAGCAGCGCAGGACGAGUUGCUUCUUAAGCUCUCUCUCGACUCCCACAUGUCCCGCGUUCCUCCCGACUACCUCCACACCGAUCUCGACCGUCGUUUCCAAUCCCUCAAAUCCCGACCAUCCCUCCCUAUAUCUCCGUCUCAAUCCCAGAAAUUGACUCCAUCAUCAGUUGCUUCUGCUGGUGCGGAGGACGAGGAAUUGAAGGCCGCUCUGGGUGACGAGCUCUCCACUAGAUUCGCUGCUCUCAAGGGUUCUUUGUUUUCGUCGUCUUCUUCAUCUUCUACUAACGUUAUUUCUGUGGGUCCCAUAUCAUCAUCUGAUGACGAUGAAGAGGAUGAAGUCGAGAAGUUGAUUCGGUGGGCCAAGGAUGCAGCUCGUCUCGACCCUUCUCCUCCGUCCGAUGAAGACGACGAGGAGGAAGAGGAUAACCAUCAACAUGAAAAGGUACAUCAACGGAAAUAGCGGGAUCCUAAAGGCAAUAUAUUUUCCUUUUUUUUUUUUUGGUUGUUGUUUUAGGCAUUGGGAAUAUUAAUCAUAUUUGAAAUAAAUAAUGGAUUCCUGAUGGCGUUCGUGAAAA
This is a messenger RNA of Juglans microcarpa x Juglans regia, 683 nucleotides long. RefSeq lists its product as uncharacterized. The record is from RefSeq and is a predicted model, not a curated record. The transcript is spliced from 2 exons. Lineage: Eukaryota; Viridiplantae; Streptophyta; Magnoliopsida; Fagales; Juglandaceae. The coding region runs from base 20 to 568 and encodes 182 amino acids.